AAUUAGCCCUUCCCGCCGUGACUGUGUAAUAGUGCGCAUGCGCACUGGGCUAAUUCCAGCCAUUUUUUGCAGGAAACUAAUUAGCAGGAAUAAAGACUGAACGGUUUUUUUCCCCUUCGCUGUCGUCCAACACCGCUUUCUCCUCUUCCGUCUAACCAAGCCAAGUCGUCUGCGUUACAACCAAAUACUCCUUUUUGUGUGUGUGUUGUUUUAGUUUGUUUGUUUUUUUGUUCUUAAAAAGGCUUUAAACCCCGUACUACGGAUAUACCUCUUCUUACUCUUUACUACUAAUAAUCUAGAAGCUAUCUGACCAAAUGGAAGUACGCGAAUGGGAUCUAUGAAGGCGGCGUGUGGACGAAGGAAGAGUAACGCAGACGUCGAAAAAUGUCUGGCUGGGAUGAGAAUGUCCAGUAACUGGGAGGAUGGAGUGCUGUGACUCUGUCUCAGAUGACAGACCCUCUGGCCCUUGUAUAAACCAGCCUCCAGGGAUCUGCAGCCCACCAUCUUCCAUGCUACUCCUCCUACAGAGAGAAAACACCUCUCAUCUGAACUCAGCCAGCCCACCUAACCAGGGUGACCCAGAGUGGAGGAAAGAAGUGAAAGGGCAAAGCAAGGAAGAACUGGGGGCUUUUGGAGAUGGACAUGAAGAGGAAGAGGGGAUUGAUAACAAACAGGUUGAUGAUUGUGCUGUGGGUGACUUUUUAGAGCGAAGAGGAGACAUAAGAGAAGGGCAUGAAAAGGGGGGUGAUGAAGCUGAUGAGGUAGAAUGUCGGAUCAUCUACCAGGCUGAUGGUUCUGCUUACAUCCUGGAGAGCCAAAGUGAGCUGCCAUGCAACGUGGUUGAAUCCUCAUCUCGUCCACCUUUUGUUAACACAUGCCAUUUCUCUUCUUCCCAAAGCUCUAACUUGAACAGCUUCCAUGUCUUCCACCCUAAGAACUGGUGCCAUCUGGCUGGUGAUAUUCUUGCUUUGCUGACCUGCCAAUCCAAAGAUAGAGCUCCUGCCAGAAUGGGUUCUUCUGAAGCUGAGCUGGCACUGCUUGGCAAAGAACAACCCGUCCUGGUGUGCUUUUUGUGUCGCCUGUCGUUCAGCUGCAUGCAUGCUUUUAGAGGUCAUGUUUCCCAGCACCACAGUAUCAUGCUUAGCAUAGAGGAACAGCAAUUGCUCUCGCUCGAGCACACCUGCGCCAUCUUGCAGCCUGUAGGCCCCAGUAACCACCCACUCCUAAGCUUCCUAGAACCAAAAACUAGCAAUGUGCCAACCAAAUUAACAACCACAGCUUUAGGGCACAACAUGGUGGCCAUGCUAAGUCAGGAGGACAGGGAGCACCUCCAGAUCUCUGAGCCAGGACUCCCUCUUCAGCCCUCUCUACCCGGAGUCCCCCUUCCUACCUCAGUGUUGAGCCCUGCCAAAGACCCUUCAACCCUGGGCAGAGAGGGCCCACAGAGAAGCAGCGAUGAUGGUGGAGGUAGCAGAGAAGGAGAGGAGAGGUUGAGUUCAGAGGUAGUUUCCACUGCGGAGGAUGGUGCGAGCAGUAUUGGCAGCAGUGGUAGACAAGGGCACAUUACUGAACCGGCUCUUUCAAACCAAAGCAAUCCCAAAUCUCCCAACUCUGUCACAGUAGCAACCAGCUUUAUGAACAACACCAAAACUCUCACAGACUCUGAGUUAGAGUGUGGAACAAGCUUUAACUGCCACGGCCCUGCUCCGGUAUCCUCUACUGUGCAAACCUCGUCCACGGUCACUACUCCAAAGGAAUUUUCCAACCAAGAGAGUGCGAUGGAAAUAGAACCAAAUAACCUGUCAGAGAAUUGCAGUGCCAUGGUAAAAGAACCAAAUGGCAAGCUGUGCAAUGACAACACGCCAGAUGUCACUAACUCUGACCUACCUAGUAACCAUAGCAAUUCUCAGUCGCCCACUGUCACCCCUCCUCUGACCCAGAAUACCAAAUCUCAGCUUGAGGAUGGACAGGUGGAUGUUGGGUCUAGGGGAAGUUUGUUAGCUGUGGGCGAGCAAGAUUUUGUAGUUGGGCAGGAAACUGUCCAGGGAUCUUCUUACUCUUUUGGGGGCCAAGUAAACAUGGCACACUCGCGCAACUCCUGCAAGACUCUGAAGUGCCCCAAAUGCAACUGGCACUACAAGUACCAGCAGACCCUCGAGGCUCAUAUGAAGGAGAAACACCCCGACUCUGAGGAUGGACAGUGUCCAUAUUGUGCCAGUGGGCAGAACCACCCACGCCUGGCUAGAGGUGAGACUUACACCUGUGGAUACAAGCCUUUUCGUUGCCAGGUGUGCCAGUAUUCCACUACCACCAAAGGCAACUUGAGCAUCCACAUGCAGUCAGAUAAACACCUCAACAAUAUGCAGAAUUUGCAGUCGCAGACACGUCCAGACGCUCCAACAGUCCAGCCUAGCCCCCUGUCUCACACGCACUCCACUCAGACCCCCUCCCCAUCUCCUUCUAAAGUACAGGGACGCGCAUCAUGGCGGUGUGAAGUAUGUGACUACGAAACCAAUGUAGCGCGGAACCUUCGCAUACACAUGACCAGCGAGAAGCAUACACACAACAUGCUUCUUUUGCAGCAGAAUCUGGCCCAUAUGCAGCGCCAGCACCGGCAAAAUGCUGCCGAGCUCUAUCCCUACUGCCAGCCCCAGACCAGGCUUCCUGACCCCACCAGUGUGAUCCAGCCAGAUGAAGACCCUCCAGAGGCACUUUUUGAAUGUGCAUUGUGUGGUAAUUUUUCCUCAGACAGCUUGGUUGCUCUUAGUCAACACCUGGCCAUGCAACGCUCACUUCCUGAUGCUGAUUGGAGAGGCACAACCGGUGACGCCCACCUUUGUCGGCUAUGCCAUUAUGCCACACCUCUGAGGGCCAACUUCCAGUUGCAUUGCCAAACAGACAAGCAUCUGCAGCGCUACCAGCUAGCAGCACACCUUCAAGAAGCCAGCAGACGCCAUGGAAACCCAGAGGAAGAGGAGGAGUGGAUGCUCAGGUGUGUUGCUGCUGGUGUCCAGGUGCAACUAAGGUGCAACGCAUGCAGUUACGAGGCCAAUAGCAUGGAGAAGCUGAAACUACACACAAUGAACUCGAGACACAAGGCCAGCUUGAGACUAUACAAGUACCUGCAGCAGUUUGAGGGAGCCGUGUCUGACGGCGGCUCUCUGCACUGUGCGCUGUGCGAUUACUCCACCCAAAACAGCCUCAGUCUGGUGCAGCAUGCCAAUUCGUUGAGCCACCAGAGAGGGGAGGGACUCCUGCGACUGCAGCGAAUCCAGAACGGCCUCCAGGAUGAAGAGGAGGAGCUCGGUGCCAUCUUUGAGAUCAGAAAGAAUCACGCUAAAGAUACUGGAAACGUGAAUGAGAUGGAGUCACCCGCUGAGAUUACCUCUGACCAGGCGGACCAGACCAAGCACGCAAGCAAAGAGGGGGAGAAAACGGAAGCACCCAUGCAUGGAGAUAAGAAACCGAAUGAGCCGUCUGUCAGUCCCAAGCGCCCUGCGUCUGGAGACACGGAUGACACCGUACCUGCAAAACGCCCCCGGGCGCAGGAAGAGAUCUCCACAGAGCAGGUCCGUCAAUGCCCAUUCUGCCGAUUUUGUCACACCGAUCUCGGCCGUCUGAGGAGUCAUGUAAUGAUCCAGCAUGCUGUGCAGCCCACUCUUCGCUGCCCGCUGUGCCAGGACACGCUGCGCAGUGUCGCUCUGAUGCGCUCUCACCUCACACACCUGCACAGUGUCACCGCAGACUGCACGCAGAAACUCAUUAACGCGGUGAUUGCUUCAGAUGUGCUGCCUGAGAAGAUGUUUCUACCAGUGCCAGACUCUAAUACCCAGCAGACAAAGGCAGAUUCCAGCUGCAAUGGAAUAAAAAGACCUGAUACUGAACAAGGUGAAGACGAAGAAGAGAGAGUGACCACAUGUCGACCAGAGAUGGCAAAAGCACUAAAGCAGCCCUUAGAAGAUGCCGAAUCCACAAAGGAAAACACUGCUGCUUUCCCUUGCUGGCUGAAAGGCUGUAACAAAGUCCUGACAUCAUCUAGUGCCCUCCAAACGCACGUCAACCACUUCCACAGCCAGAGACUUCAAAUGCCAGUUUCUGAUCGCCAUGUCUACAAAUACCGGUGCAGUCAGUGUAGCCUUGCCUUUAAAACUGCUGAAAAGUUGCAACAGCAUUCUCAAUACCAUGCCAUCAGGGCUGCCACUAUGUGCUGCCUUUGCCAACGCAGCUUUCGAACAAUACAGGCCCUGCAGAAGCACUUAGAGACUAGUCAUCUUGAGCUAAGUGAGAUCCAGCUGCAGCAACUCUGUGGCAGUCUGUUGAUGACCGAAGACCUCUUAGCCUCUGAAGACCAAGGACUUGAUGAAGAGCAGGGAACCUUUGAGGAGGAAAAGGUGAAAGAAGAUGAAGAAAGUGACCUGGAUGAGAAAAUAAGCCCACCUGAGAGUGUAUUGAGUUUAGCUCGAGAAGACGCUGAACUCAAUCCAAAGCCUUCAGUUGUGCCUCAGAGAAAAGGGCCAAACCUCUCUACAGAGAAAUUCCUGGAUCCAUCAAGACCUUUCAAAUGCACCGUGUGCAAGGAAUCUUUCACACAAAAGAACAUUCUCUUGGUGCACUAUAACUCCGUGUCACACCUGCACAAAGUGAAGCGUUCGGUGCAGGAUUCUUCGGCUGCCUUGCCAGAGUCUGUCAGCAGCAGUGCUGACCACAAACCCUUCAAAUGUAGCAUUUGUAAUGUAGCGUACAGCCAGAGCUCCACCUUAGAGAUUCACAUGCGAUCUGUACUACACCAAACCAAAGCCCGUGCAGCCAAACUUGAUUCCUCUGCAGCUAGCUCGACUUCUGUUAACCCUUUGCUUCGUAAAGUAGUUUCGGAUAACGCAACAGCCAGCUCCCCUACAGUUUUGAAGCCUACAAAUGCUAUGAACAACACAAGUUCUACUACUUCAGCAGCUCUUGACCAGACUCAGUUAAAGCACCAACAAAGCAAUGAACAUGGUCUUGUAUCAACUAUCAGCAUUUCGUCACAUUCUGAGGAGAGUAAAAAGAAACCAGUGGUAGAUGUCACGUCAACAACAAAUCAACAUAAAUUACUACAACAACAGCAGCAAUUACAGCAGCAACAGUUAGCACAGGCUCAAGCACAGAUCCAGCAGGAGCUACAAAAGAAAGCAGCUCUUCUUCAGUCCCAUUUGUUCAAUCCAGCACUUCUUCACCACUUCCCCAUCACAACAGAUACUCUCCUUCCACUGCAGCAGCAACAGCAGCUGCUGCUUCCAUUUCUCAUCCCAGGAGGGGAGUUUCAGAUUAGCCCUGAGCUAAACCUAAAAGGCUCAGAGUUAAACCUCAGCAAAACAAAGCCUGUAGCACCUGAAAAUUGUUCUGAGCCAUCCCAGCAGGGUAGCCUUAUCUCUUCAUGUAAACAGCCUCUGAACGGAGUUGCAGCUAGCACUUCCCACCAGUCUGUGAGUCUGACUCCUGAGGACAAUGUUCCUGUUCCUCAACAAGCUAGUGGACAGCUACUGACUUCUGAUUCUCAAAUUCACAAAGGCAUAGAUGGAAACAGUAAUAAAGAAACAAAGGAGUUGCAUAAACCCACCUCAAACAAUAAUAUUGAUGACUUUAAAGCACAAGAUGAGGUUGAAGAUGAGGUUGAGGAUGAGGACAGUGGAGAAUUUUUCACGGAUUUUAUUCCACCAAGGGUAGCUCAUGAUGCACCUGGAAAUGUUUCAAAAGCUUUGCUGGAGAACAUAGGGUUUGAGUUAGUCAUGCAAUUUAAUGAAAAUAAGCAGCAGUAUCAGAGAUCUCCGACUGAGGUUGUGCCAAAUGGACAGACAACGUUCAACACCAAAGAGGUGCAUAAUUCAGACUCUGUCGGGAAACUUGAGUGUGAAUCCUGUGGGAAGCUUUUUUCAAAUGCAUUGAUUCUAAAGAGCCAUAAAGAGCAUGUUCACCAAUCUGUUUUGCCAAUACAGUCAGUAGAGAAAUUUGCCAAAGACUACAGAGAACAAUAUGACAAGCUUUUUCCUUUUACUCCUUCAACUCCUGAUGUUUCUCCAUCUUUGCCUUCCCCUGCUUCACCUGCACUCCCUCCAACCGAUCCAACUCAACAGAAACCUGUGUCAUGCAUUCCUGCCUCCACAACUACAGUUACUCCCCCUACUGUCUCGAAUCCCCAAGUCCCAUUAGCGCCAAUCCCCUUACCCAUUGACUUGCCACUUUUCCCUCCACUCCUCAUGCACUCCAUUCCCCUUCCAGCUCUGCCCCCUCAACUACCUGUACAUCUUCCACCAGUCGAGGCUGGUCUCACAUCUGACUUAGCCCAGCUUUAUCAGCAGCAGUUAACUCCUGCUAUGUUGCAACAGCAGGGUAAAAGACCUCGAACCAGGAUCACCGAUGAUCAAUUAAGAGUUCUGCGGCAGUACUUUGACAUCAAUAACUCCCCAAAUGAAGACCAAAUCGAAGAGAUGGCCAACAAAUCUGGCUUGCCAAAUAAAGUUAUAAAGCACUGGUUCAGAAACACGCUGUUCAAGGAGCGCCAACGCAAUAAGGACUCCCCAUAUAACUUCAAUAACCCACCCAUAACAACAUUAGAAGAUGUCAAAGUGGAUUCCAGGCCAGCCUCUCCUGAACUUCCAAGACAAGAGUUUUCAGGAGGAAGGAGGUCCUCAAGGACCAGGUUUAAUGACUACCAGCUAAGGGUCCUUCAAGAUUUUUUUGAUGCAAAUGCUUACCCUAAAGAUGAUGAAUUUGAGCAACUCUCAAACCUACUCAACCUUCCUACUCGUGUCAUUGUGGUGUGGUUUCAAAAUGCCCGUCAGAAAGCCAGGAAAAGCUAUGAGAACCAAGGAGACGGAGGAAAAGAGAGCGAUUGCAGAGAGUUUUCUAAUGACCGGUAUAUUCGUACUGCCAGCAGCAGCUAUGAGUGCAAGAAAUGCAACAUGGUGUUUCAACGCAUUUUCGAUCUAAUCAGUCAUCAGAAGAAAGUGUGCUUUAAAGAUGACAGUGAUGACGUAUCCUGUCAUCAAAACGAGCUUUUAUCGGAUCCUAAACCUUACAGUCCGCAUGACACCUCAGGUUUCAAUCCACCACCCUCCAGUUCUAGCCUCUCAAACUGUACUGAGCUAAGCACAGAUGGAAAGCCUAAUGACCAAGAGCAGUCAGACCCUGACACUGUCUCUGUUUCCCAGACUGAGGAUCUUAAACUGGUAACAGAAGCUUCUUGUGGCCCUGAACAUUGUCUUGAAAAUUCAAAGCUCGAAGCAGCAUAUAAACAGACAAAGCGUCCUAAUGACGAGAAUAUACAGUCAUGCUCUAAAAUGAGUUCCCAAUCCCCUCUGCAUCAACACCAACAGACUAACUCAUCUAUGACCCAGACAAGCCCGGUUCCAUCUCAGAGUUCUCAAAUGAGUUCAGCAAGUCCUUCUACUAAGCAACAACACCUAAAUCAAGCACAGCAGAUGUCGCCUUACCAUUGCAUUCAUUGCAAAUUGAGCUUCCCAUCUUUUGAUCACUGGCAAGAACAUCAGCAGAUGCACUUCCUUGUUGCUCAAAAUCAUUUUGUUCCUCCACAGUUCCUGGACCGCACGAUGGAUAUCCCCCUUAUGCUUUUUGACUCAACCAAUCCUCUGGUGGCAAGGCAGGUACUUUCUGGAGCUUUUCCACAGAUCUCACUCAAUUCACCUACAACUGCAACCAUUCCAGACUCAACUAUAAACUCCUUGAAGAGGAGGCUUGAGCCCAAAUCAGGAUCUAGUGCUCUGGAAAAUGACUGGGAGCACAGCGGGGAUGAUUCCCAGCGGGACAAGCGAAUGAGGACCACCAUUACCCCAGAGCAACUGGAGAUAUUGUACCAGAAAUACCUCUUGGAUUCCAAUCCAACACGGCAAAUGCUUGACCACAUUUCCCAGGAGGUGGGUCUCAAGAAAAGAGUGGUUCAAGUGUGGUUCCAGAACACUCGAGCUCGUGAAAGAAAAGGCCAAUUUCGUGGUCUGGGUCCAGCUCAAGCCCAUCGACGCUGCCCAUUCUGUCGCGCACUGUUUAAGGCACAAACUGCCCUCGAUGCUCAUAUACGUUCACGGCACUGGCAUGAGGCAAAGAAUGCAGGAUUCAGCAUGGCAAUAGCUAGUAUGACCCAAGACCAGGAAGGCUCUCAGAUGAAAAUGGAUUUGUUCAAUUUUUCUAACUCUUCACAGAUGCCAAACACAAGUGAUGGGCUGAAUGGUCCAGACUCUCCAACUUGUAAAAGCAUGGAUCUGUCCUCACACCAUCGGGAUCCUAGUCCAAAGCCCCUAGUAAGCGGAGGAGUGAAGGACUUAGAAGGGUCAUCCACCUCAGUCCAACAGUCUUUUGAAUGUGGCAACUUAGAUAACCAUAAAGGUACUUCCAUGAACAUAGUCCCUAAUGGAACCAUUACUGAUGAAGAAAAUUACUCUGAGGGAAAACAGAAUAGCAUUGAUCACUUGUCCUGUAGUUCUGAGAGAGAGGCUUCUUCAGAAAAUGAAGACAAGAUAUCCUCAGGGCUGGUUAGCCCUGCAAUGAGUUUCAAUGCAAAGGAUUAUGAAAAUGAUUUGGUCUUGGAUUAUAGUGAGACCUCAAGCUUAGCUGACCCUGCCUCCCCCUCUCCUGGAGGUUCCAACAGUCAAAGCAUAGACAGUGAUAGGCCUGGUCAAAGACGCUAUCGCACUCAGCUAAGCAACUUGCAAGUCAAAGUGCUCAAAGCUUGCUUCAGUGACUACAAAACCCCUACCAUGUUGGAGUGUGAAGCCUUGGGAAAUGACAUCGGGCUUCCCAAGAGGGUAGUACAGGUGUGGUUUCAGAAUGCACGUGCCAAGGAGAAAAAAGCCAAGCUCAGCCUUGCCAAGCAAUUUGGCACAGAGAGUACACGCAACGAAAGGCCCAAAACAGAAUGUACUCUGUGCUGUGUUAAGUAUAGUGGCUGUCUGUCUGUGCGGGACCACGUCUUCUCCCAGCAGCAUCUUGCAAAAGUAAAAGAAGCCCUAGGUGGACAAAUAGACAGAGACAGGGAAGUUGAAGAUUUUGCAAGUGUUCCUCAUCUGAUGACUGAACCAGAGAUGAGUAAUCUAAAAAAGGCAAACGAGAUCAUGGCAGUUGUCCAAACACAGUCCACAGAGAGUUCAGCAACCUCCAGUCAUACUACCCCUCAGUAUUCAAACCUACUGACUACUGGUUUACCAGGGACUGGCAGCAAGUCAUUAUCAAGCUCUUCUUCAACAAAACCAGAUCCCAUUGAUCCCGCCUCAAACGGGCCGAUCAGCAAGCCUAACACGUCGUCUUCUUCAUCCAUGUCAGUGGCCAAUGACAAAACCCCAGUCAGCACAAACAAUUCUGUCUCACCCCCAAAGCCUAUAGAGUCAGAAUUGCAGCUCCAGUUGUCCAAAGAGAGCAACUCUGAAAAUGGCAUGAAUCCCUUGGAAAAGCUUGAAAGGGCUUCCGCUGACAGUGCUACUCAUUCAAACUAUUCUAUCAGUAAGGAAAAACAAGAAUCUUUAACACCAGCUGCAUCUACACCAAAACCUGUCAAGGACUACAACGUUGAUCUGGGUCAGCUCCAGACUCUGCAAGCAGCAGGGAACACAGAUCAGACUCCCUUGCUCUCGAAUCCCCUCCUGCCCUGUCUUAUGCCAGGAUUCCCUCCAAUGUUCUCUCCACAGAUUCCCGCAGCUCUCACUGGAAGCUUUCUGCAGCCCAUGUUUGGUAUGGACAGCAUGUUUCAAUAUAGCCCAGUCCUGCCACAGGCUUUAAUGGGUUUGUCCCCGGGCUCCAUUCUCCAACAAUAUCAGCACAAUUUGCAGGGUGCACUAAUGCACCAUAGGCUACAGCUCCAAAAAAAACAACUAUUGCAGCAAUCCCAAAAACCAAAAGCUAGCCAAAUCUCUGCUACAACAUACUCUCAGGACAUGGCAUAUAACAAAGACCUUGUCUUGAACUUAUCCAAACCAGAAGAGAAGCAAGCCAGCUCAGAUGGAGAAGGUUCCUCUUCCUUCUCCUCUGGCACCACUAAGCAACUGGAUGAUGGCUUUCUAAUCACCCAAUGUAUUGUGUCCAAAGGGGCAUCUAGAGAAGGAGGUAAGGAUGUUUGUCUAUACGACUGCCUUGCCUGUGAGAUCUCUCUCAAUGGGAAUGAAGAGCUCAUCCAGCAUCUGGAGUACCGUCAGCACAGACAGAGAGCAGUGGAGCACCUGAAUGCCAAAGAGCAUGCCUCUCGCCUCUUACCUCAUGUUAGUCCCUCAUCUACCUCGCAGCCAAACCCUCCCAGCAACCCAAAAUCCCCUUCAAAAUCUCUGCCCAAGCAGUCUGCUUCAGAUAGUCCUUCUGCCAUCUCCUGCCUAUCCAGACCAACAGAUCAGCUUUCCCAAACUCCAUCAACUUCUACAGCUUUAUCUGGGGCAGCACAAUCCAGUUGUACCCCAGCUUCUCCUUCAGUACAAGUUUCCUUACACUCAACUGUUACCUCAAGCCUGAAUGGCAAUGUAAUUAUUUUAAAACCAACAGACUCUGUUAGUGGGAGUUCCACCAAUGAUGGAGCAGCAGAGGAGAAGUCGUCCACAUAGUAUCCUGCAGCCAAAGGCUACAUGCAGACUAUUACAGUUAUAGCUGUAAUUUUAUCUGCCUUGCCACAGACUUAUUGUGUUGGUAAAAAAAAAAAAAAAAAGAGGAUGACUGGAAAGGAAAACAUACAGUGAUAGAAGAUAACUGGAGAAAACAUGAAACAAGAACCUGGUGAUAGUUUGAAAGACUUUUAAACGGACUGGAUCCUGUAGGAUAUACCUUAUGUUUCCAAUGCUUGUAACCAAAAAAGUGUCAGUAGAAUGUUUUCUCACGUCAAUAUGCUGGUCAGUUUAAACUUGAGAAUACGUAAACACUGUUUGGAAACUGAAGUGUGCACAGCUAAGGACCGGAGUAGAACCUAAGAUGGUUUUAUAAUUACCUAAUGACUAACUAACCAAAAGUCUGUUUGUUCUUUGUUUUAAAUACACUUACACAAAAAUGAGGUUUUUUUUCCCCCCCCACCAUGUACGUGUUAUAAUAAUGUAAUAUCUGCUCACUAAACUAAUGUAAUGUAUUUUAAUGUUGUCUACUCUCAGGUCAACAUGUAUUCAUUUUCUGCUACUGAACAUUGGUGUCUUGGGGAAAAAAAAGUCGUUCUGAUGCAUACCAACAGAAAGGAAAAAAGAAUUCCCGAGGGGGGGGGGGGGAGAAAUUGUUAGUAUUGGAAAUGUCACAACCUGGUUUGCAUUGUCACUGAAUCUUAUGUUUUUUCUU
Messenger RNA from Ictalurus furcatus (blue catfish), 11283 nucleotides. RefSeq names its product zinc finger homeobox 3a (gene zfhx3a). Gene Ontology annotation, cellular component: nucleus. The record is from RefSeq and is a predicted model, not a curated record. Bases 423 to 10571 code for a protein of 3382 amino acids. Gene Ontology annotation, biological process: regulation of neuron differentiation; brain development; regulation of transcription by RNA polymerase II. Gene Ontology annotation, molecular function: RNA polymerase II cis-regulatory region sequence-specific DNA binding; DNA-binding transcription factor activity, RNA polymerase II-specific; zinc ion binding. Lineage: Eukaryota; Metazoa; Chordata; Actinopteri; Siluriformes; Ictaluridae. The transcript has 10 exons.